CCCAACACCCACAUUGCUCUCUCUUUCGCCUGCCUUUCGGUUGCAUCGUAUAGCACACUCAGCAAUCAUGGCUCAGAUCAGCAAGAAGAGAAAGUUCGUUGCCGACGGUGUGUUCUUCGCCGAGCUCAACGAGUUCCUUACUCGUGAGUUGGCCGAGGAGGGUUACUCUGGCGUCGAAGUCCGUGUGACCCCCGCCCGCACGGAAAUCAUCAUCCGCGCCACCCGCACCCAGAACGUUCUCGGAGAGAAGGGUCGCCGCAUCCGCGAGCUCACCUCCGUCGUCCAGAAGAGGUUCAACUUCCCCGAAAACACCGUCGAGCUGUACGCUGAGAAGGUCAACAACCGCGGUCUCUGCUCCAUCGCUCAGGCCGAGUCUCUUCGUUACAAGCUUCUCGGUGGUCUGGCCGUCAGGAGGGCGUGCUACGGUGUCGUCCGUUUCAUCAUGGAGUCUGGCGCCAAGGGAUGCGAAGUUGUCGUCUCUGGCAAGCUCCGUGGUGCUCGUGCAAAGUCCAUGAAGUUCGUUGACGGAUUCAUGAUCCACUCUGGACAACCCACCCGCGACUACAUUGACGAGGCUGUCCGUCACGUCCUUCUCCGUCAAGGUGUGUUGGGUAUCCGCGUCAAGAUCAUGUUGGACUGGGACCCUACCGGAAAGACCGGCCCCAAGAAGCCCCUUCCCGACAUGGUCACCAUCCUCGAGCCCAAGGAAGAGGAGCCCAUCCCCGCCCCCAUUGCUGUCCCCACCGCCGCCCCCGUCGAAACCCCCGCCGCCGCUCCCUCGGAGCAGGCGCCCGUCGAAGCCUCUGCAUAAAUAUAAUCCCCUCCAACCUUCGCAUGCCACCACCCACCACUCCCACUUCAUAUCCGAUGCAGCAUUUGACGUGCAGGGUUUGCAGACUGCUGGUGUUUAUUUGUGUAUACACGCUUCAAUAAGAAAUGAAAACGCGAAAAAAAAACACCUUCGAGGGCAGCAAUACGAGC
Fimicolochytrium jonesii is the source of this 981-nucleotide messenger RNA. RefSeq names its product 40S ribosomal protein S3-3-like protein. The coding region runs from base 68 to 811 and encodes 247 amino acids. The record is from RefSeq and is a predicted model, not a curated record. Gene Ontology annotation, cellular component: nucleus; cytosolic small ribosomal subunit. NCBI's taxonomy places the organism in Eukaryota, Fungi, Chytridiomycota, Chytridiomycetes, Spizellomycetales, Powellomycetaceae. Gene Ontology annotation, molecular function: structural constituent of ribosome; RNA binding. Gene Ontology annotation, biological process: translation. The transcript is spliced from 5 exons.